Molecule: messenger RNA, 1207 nt
Organism: Nannospalax galili (Upper Galilee mountains blind mole rat)
Lineage: Eukaryota; Metazoa; Chordata; Mammalia; Rodentia; Spalacidae
Gene: Pole3
Product: DNA polymerase epsilon 3, accessory subunit
Exons: 4
Coding region: 363-806 (147 amino acids)
Biological process (GO): DNA damage response; heterochromatin formation; leading strand elongation
Cellular component (GO): CHRAC; epsilon DNA polymerase complex
Molecular function (GO): protein heterodimerization activity; chromatin DNA binding
Source: RefSeq, a predicted model, not a curated record
GCAGGGCACGACGGGAAAUGGAUGGCGACCUCAAUGAGCCAAACUUAAUUUGGUGCGAAAACUCCGUAGUAAAAAGCCUGGACAAAAAUGUCAGGGGUACCGUAGAGGCGGACGGAAGCCCCAGUGGGUCAAAACCACUGCGCCUUGUAAAGCUCGAGGACACCGACUAAAGGUGCUAAAGGCGGAGGCGGGGCUGGGAUCAUAGGGAGGUUGUGGCGCACGAGGCACUGUAGGACACUAGGUAACGUGGGGUGGGACGGAAGCCUCGGAGGGUCAGACCGUAGCGACGCGGGAAGUCCGGACGCUGUAGCUAUCUAUAGAGGAGGCCUGAAGCGGAGGAGGUUCGGGCCCCAGCGGAGGCGAUGGCGGAGAGGCCCGAGGACCUAAAUCUGCCCAAUGCCGUCAUUACCAGGAUCAUCAAGGAGGCGCUCCCGGACGGUGUCAACAUCUCCAAGGAGGCCCGGAGCGCCAUCUCCCGCGCUGCCAGCGUCUUCGUGCUGUAUGCCACAUCCUGUGCUAACAACUUCGCGAUGAAAGGGAAGCGCAAGACACUCAAUGCCAGCGAUGUGCUUUCGGCCAUGGAAGAGAUGGAGUUCCAGCGGUUCAUUACCCCCUUGAAAGAAGCUCUGGAAGCCUACAGGAGGGAACAGAAAGGCAAAAAAGAAGCCUCUGAGCAAAAGAAGAAAGACAAAGACAAGAAACCAGAUUCAGAAGAGCCAGACAAGAGCAGGGGUGAAGACAACGAUGAUGAGGACGACAGACUGGAAGAGGAAGAACAGAAUGAGGAGGAGGAAGUAGACAACUGAUGCUUUAUGGGACGCUUUUCCCUGUGAGGCAGAGUGGUCUUGGGCAUAGGUGCCUGAGAUCAAAAUAAAAACUGACUCUAAUUAUCAAACCAGCUCUUGGCAGACUCAGAGCAUCUGAGUAGCAGAAUCCUGUUUUGCUUAAUCAGUCUGAAGGUUAUGACCUUUUAGUAUGGGGGACUCUGAAUGACUGAUAGUCAUUAUUGCUUGUUUACUUUGGUAUGUGGCUAGCUAGUUUUUGAUCCCCUAUCUCCCUGCCCUUUCACAAAAGGAAUAAUAACUUCCAUGUUGCCUGCUGUGUUCCAGAUCACAGAGGCAUUAAAGGCUCAGGAAAAAAAAAAAAAAUGGGGCUUUGAUCAUGGUCACCCUGUUUGAUUGUACAGUAUUUAGCAAUAGGUAUUAAU